AUGCUUUUGGAUUUAAUAAAACACCAGAUUGUCAAGCAAGAUACACAAUUGCGUGAAGCGAUUCCUGUUCAUGACAGAUUAAUGGUCACCCUCCGUUUUUUGGCUUCAGGAGAUGCUUACAGUAGUUUGCAAUACCUUUUCCGCAUUCCACCUUGUACAAUUGGAAGAAUAGUUUUCAAAUGUCCUUCUAGCACAGAAGAAUUGAAGAAAUAUGCAGAUCAAUUUGCAUUAAAAUGGCAAUUCCCACAUUGCUUUGGAGCAAUUGACGGCAAACAUAUUACAAUAGUGGCUCCACAAAAUAGAGGAAGCCUUUACUAUAACUAUAAGAACACACACAGCAUUGUUUUGAUAGGAGUUGCAGAUGCCAAUUAUAAAUUAAUUUAUGUUGAUGUUGGUUGCAAUGGUAGAAUUUCUGACAGAGGGGUGUUCAAUAACUGCUCCCUACACGAUGCUUUGGAAAGCAAACAGUUAACUCUUCCCGAACCAGAAGCACUACCUCAAAGACAUUUGCCAGUUCCAUACAUGAAGGGUACAGGGAAAAAACCAGAAAAGUCAUAUAUGUCCGGAAAAGAACCAAGUAAGUCAUCUGAAACAGGGAAAAAACAAGGUAUGUAG
Messenger RNA from Acyrthosiphon pisum (pea aphid), 615 nucleotides. RefSeq lists its product as uncharacterized. The transcript is spliced from 4 exons. Lineage: Eukaryota; Metazoa; Arthropoda; Insecta; Hemiptera; Aphididae. The record is from RefSeq and is a predicted model, not a curated record. The coding region runs from base 1 to 615 and encodes 204 amino acids.